Salvelinus namaycush (lake trout) is the source of this 5901-nucleotide messenger RNA. RefSeq names its product palmitoyltransferase ZDHHC5-B-like. The transcript has 12 exons. Gene Ontology annotation, molecular function: palmitoyltransferase activity. NCBI's taxonomy places the organism in Eukaryota, Metazoa, Chordata, Actinopteri, Salmoniformes, Salmonidae. Bases 1497 to 3695 code for a protein of 732 amino acids. Gene Ontology annotation, biological process: protein palmitoylation. The record is from RefSeq and is a predicted model, not a curated record.
CGCUAAUCUCAAUCACUGAUUGGACAAAUGUCCCAAAUUAAUGGAGCGAGGGCAGUUCCGGGAUUCCAACAUUGGCCUAGCAUACUAGCAAUUAGCCUCGGGACCGAAACGCACCCUUAAGUACUUGAAAACAUCAGCCCUGGACGUCAGGGGGUGCCCUCUGAUUGCCCUCUUAGACAACGACAGUGUGUGACAGAACACUUGAGUGUGUGCAAAGAAAUAAAGCGGGAGAGAAAGAAGAGGACCUGCAGUUGUCUGAGUGGCUUAUUCUUCUUUCUGCGUGGCUCCAUUUCAAAGGGAUCAUGGGAAAAGAGGCAUGUUUACGGCGAAACCAUGGCGACACAGAUUUAGGCUCUGUUUGGGAUGAAUUGAUUUUACCUGCACUGUCACAAAGACUGACACAAACGGCUAGAUAAACAGCUGAUUGGUCCAGUUGACCCAACACGACUGAUCUCAUCGUUCUUUCAUAUUGACGGAGUACUGAAAUAGUGGAUACAACAUUUUAAAUAGCUUUUGUGUACAAGUUUUAAUGUUUGAAAAAGCUGCAAGUGGACUUGGAUUUUUGCUGGGCAGCUUUAAGACUGGCUUAAAGUUGAGAUUUUUGUUUGUCUCAACCGCUGCUGCCUCCGCAGGAUAUAGAGCCUUGAACUCUCCCCUUUGCAAGCAUUCUGUCACACUUUUCUCUCUCACAAACACACAUUUCAGUGCCUAGAUACACCUUUUCUAAGACCAGAGUUCAGUCGAUGGUCACUGCUCUGCUAGAGAACCCUGUUCUGCUGUUUCAUAGGAUGUCCUGUUACUACCUCCUAAUUUCUGCCCCACAUUUACCUUACAAGAAUUUGUAAAUGAACAACUGUUAACACUCAAGCACUGAGUAAUAGCUGAGGAGUAAUAGCUGAGGAGUAAUAGCUGAGGAGUAAUAGCUGAGGAGUAAUAGCUGAGGAGUAAUAGCAAGUUAGUGUUCGAUGCCUGUGCAGGGUUGGUUUGUUGUCUCACCAGGUCAGAAAGUGGUUGUUCAAGCAGGUCGUUGUGUGUGUCCUUGUGGGUCUUUGUUGCACUACACAGGAGACAUUUUGUUGAUGUAUUUAUAUUGUUGAACCAAAUAAGGUUACAUGAAGCCAUAUAGAAAUAUUUCUAAAAGUCGCAAUUAUUUUUGUAUCAUAAUGUAAAGUUUUUAAGAUGUGUAAAAGUUAUAUAGUCUAAUAUAUACCUGCAAAGUUCUACACGCACGUAAACAAAGGUGUAGACUUUAUUAUAAAAUCAUUAUUUUAGUUUUUAAGUGGUUUUAUUGGCUGAAGUGCAAAUAUCUGGCUAGCUUUCUCUAAGAUGUUUCUCCCAAACGGCUGCUUUGUGUAAUAUUACAAGUGCUGGUCCCUAAGAUCCUUCCCUUCUACCAUCAUGCUCCCUUAUCCCAUACGGACACUGAGGUGUUCCCUCUGACCCUUCCACCAACCUUCUCUUUAGAUAUACCCCUUCUACCUCUCUCUUUCCCUCCGAUGCCGGGGUUUAGUAGUGGGGGGCUAGGGGGAGAAGUGGGUGGCCCCGCCUCUUCUCCCCGCCGGUUCCACCCCAGUCGCUAUGUACCCGUCUCUGCGGCAACCACCUUCCUGGUCGCCUCCACCACACUCUUCUUCUGCUUCACGUGUCCGUGGUUGUCAGAGCAUGUCUCCUCCGUUGUUCCCAUCUAUAACGCUGUGGUCUUCCUCUUCACCCUCGCCAACUUCUGCAUGGCCACCUUUAUGGACCCAGGGGUCUUUCCCAGAGCGGAAGAGGAUGAGGAUAAAGAGGAUGAUUUCCGCGCUCCGCUCUAUAAGACAGUGGAUAUCAAGGGCAUUCAGGUCCGGAUGAAGUGGUGUUCCAGCUGCCGCUUCUACAGACCGCCCCGCUGUUCACACUGCUCUGUGUGUGACAACUGUGUGGAGGACUUUGACCACCACUGCCCGUGGGUCAACAACUGUAUUGGGCGCAGGAACUACCGUCACUUCUUCCUGUUCCUGUUGUCCCUGACGAUCCACAUCAUGGGUGUGUUCGGCUUCGGCCUGCUCUACGUCCUCCACCACCAGCACCAGCUGGACAGGGUUCACUCCGCUGUCACUAUGGCUACAAUGUGUGUUGCUGGCCUCUUCUUCAUCCCAGUAGCAGGUCUUACUGGUUUCCACAUGGUACUGGUAGCUCGGGGUAGGACCACUAACGAGCAGGUCACAGGGAAGUUUAGGGGCGGCGUUAACCCUUUCACCAAUGGCUGUCUGAGGAACAUCUCACAUGUGCUCUGUAGCGCUCAGGCUCCCAGGUAUGUGGGGCGGUGGCGGGGCAAACAGACAGCGGAGGUGCAGCCUCCCUUCCUCCGCCCUCCUCUCUCCGAGGCCCAGCUAGAAGCCAAAGUCCUGGACAACGGCAUCCAGAACGACUGCCACAGCACCAGGUCUAAGAGCAGUUUAGAGCAGAUGGAGAACCAGUCAGCUGAUGCAGAGCCUCCACCUCCUCCCAAACCGGAGCUCCGCUACCCUGGUCUGCCCCGCGCUGACACCGAGGAGAGCAGCUUGCUGUCUGACGGUCCGCCCACUCCAUCUAUGUACAAGUACCGGCCGGCCUAUAGCAGCCCACAGAUGAACCACACAGCUCUGACACACCCAAACAAGAUGAUUCGUGGGGACAGUCUGGACUCUCCCUCCAUCCUCCAGUCGAGUUGCCAGCACAGCUAUCGGUCUGAGCCCAGCACCCUUGAUGGGGGGUCGUUAAUAGGUGUGAGGGUGCAUAGGGGGGGAAGGGAAAGGGGCGAGGGCCCCGGGGGAACCAGUGGGACGGGUAGUGGCGUCUCGGGGGGCAUCUCCGGGUACUCCCUAGGGGGGCGGUCGUACACUUCCUACCCCUCAUCUCUUGUCUUGUCCACCGGUGGCUCCCUCUCCUCCAGCAUGCGCUCUGCCCACACGCACCACAAUACUCUGGGCACGCUCCAAUCAGAGGGCACCACCGACACCAGCUACAAGAGCCUGGCCAAUCAGACACCUCGGAAUGGCAGCCUGUCCUACGACAGCCUGCUGACGCCGUCCGAGAGCCCGGAGUUUGAAUCGGCUGCUCAUGAGCUGUCCCCCCAGAAGCCCCACACCCCCGCAGCGUUUCCCCCGGCGAUGACCUUCUCCUUGCCGGCCCCCGGGGUCGGGGAUGCGCCCCUGCAGGGGUACACCUCACCCUUCCUCUCUGCACAGAUGGCCCAGCAGAGAGAGGGCCAGCUGCUCCAGGGCUCUGCCUCUUUCUCCUCCCCCCACAGGGCGUACCUUCGCGCCAUCAGCCCGCCCCUGCCGACUCCUCCCCCACACGCUGCCCACCCCGAGACACCGCACCUCCUCCACCAGGACACCAGACACCCACACCUCCGUGCCUCCUCCUCUCGCCCCCUUCCUCCCGUCUCUGAACAGCCCUCCCCGUCCUCUCCCCGUGCCUGUUCCCCUGUGUCCCCCCCGCCCCGAGGCCCCUCCCUGGGGCAGUCUCUCUCCUACACCCGAGAGGCAGGGUUCCAGCACAAGGCUCGGCCAAUGGGAGGAGGUGGUUUGUCGGGAGGGGGCGGAAUCAGAGGGAUCCAGGCUCCACAAUCCACCUCUCGCCCAGGCUUGGCCAAUCACAGUACAUCUAAACCAGGGGGCGGGGUGAAAAAGGUGACUGGCGUCGGAGGGACAACCUAUGAGAUAUCGGUUUGAGUGAAAGACGUCCGCCCCGGCCAAUGAUAGAAAGAAGAUUGUUCCACUGGACAGAUUCAAAUUUUCUUACUCUGAGGGACUUCAAGAUGGAUGUUCACUAAAAUGCACCCACACAAUGGUCAAUAUGGAGUUGGAUAGUGGAAUAGAAGUGUGUUUGCUCACUGGUAUUUCAAUGACCUUCCUAUCCUGACCAUCUUUAUCUGCCAAUCUUUCAAAUUGGAUAGAAUGGCAACUGAAGUGGAACUCAAUGUUGAUCAGUGUUGGAAUGGGACAACCUUACCUCGGCCUCUCUGUGAGCCAUAGACUAUAUAACAUGAAUGCUAUUAUGACUGCUGGGUACUAAACUCUCUCUAUAACACUUGUAUAAAAAUAUGAUUUGUUUUGGUACAUUAACACAUGGAGAAUUUAUGCGAUAAAAUAUAAUCCUGGAAGGAAGUAAGGCUUUUUAACCAAUCAGCAUGGAGCCUGAGAGGGAGCAUAUGGACUGGUGACCAAUCGUGGCACUCUGUGGUUCAAGACUUCCUGCUCCAUCAUAUGGAUGGAUCCCCACUCCACAGUAGUCAUUAAUUAGUUAGUCUGCAGUGAUUAUUCAAAGACUGUUCAGAGAUGAUGCCUCAACCACUAUAAUUUCAUUUUAGUUUUCUAAAUAAAGCUUUGGUUUUUUUAAUUGUUUUAUAUAAAUGUCAAAAAGAAUCUUUAAGAAUUAUUGGGUCAGAUGAUGAAGAUAUAGUUUAUUUUGCUUCGUGACAAACUAUAAAUGUGAGUGAGUUAGACUGGUCGCUUGUUUUGAUUGAUGGCUGCUUCAACCUGUCAUAGAUCUCGAUGGAAUAUUCAUCCAAAGUGAUGAUCCUCUCUGACGGACAGCUGAAGUGACAUCACUGAGGAUGUUGAAAGCCACAAAGAAAAUGUAAAUUCUGAAUCAUAAAUACAGCACAAGCCUCUUUGUGGAAUGUACACUCAAUGUUUUUUUAUUGAUACAUUAUUCAAAUUCUCUGUUUGUAGCUUUAAAUGAUUGUCCUUUUGAUGUUCGCUAUGUUUUCUGUCAAUCGAAUGCUAGAAAAACCUUAUAAAGAUGUCUAGCCAAAUGGGUUUAUGGUGGGAGGGGCUUAUUUAUUUGAACACACAGGGAUACCUUUGCGCUCUUAACACAAUUCCAAACCGAUCUCUACGUCCUGGAGUUGGAUUAAGUUGCCCCUACACAAUGGGGCUUUUUGACCCUAAUGGUUAAGGUUAGGACUAGGGGAUGUUAAGAUUAUCCUAGAUCUGUUCCCAGAAGGGUAAUUUAUAACCCAGAGACCACAUCCCUGUCAUAGUGCCUUGUCCUUAGAUUCUAAUGUACUUGGACAAUUCCAAGAAAUCAAAUUCUGGGGGGGUGGUUUAUUUUCUAAGAUAAUAUGGUAUAAAUAUAGAUAUUCUGUAGUAAUGUCUGAUUGUUAAUAGAAAUAUGUAUGAUGUGUCUUGGGGGGAUUGGUUUGAAAUUGAGGACUGUUUUGAUUGUUUUUUUUGCCUUGAGACUAUUUGUAGUAAAACUAAGCAUUUUGUUUUUUACAGUAUUUCUUAUGGCUACAGCCAGAUAAGAAUGUUAUAUUUUAGUUUGUUUUGUAGAUAUUCUGGCCUCUUGAUUUCUUUAUUUUGAAUCUCUUUAUGGUACAAUUAACAUUUUGGCCACAAAUAGGUUUAGGAAGGCAUGGUCAGAAACACAGAGGUGUGUCAGGAGUGUGUGGGUGAGAGGUGGUGUUAUGUUUAAGCCAAAGCUAUGAGAGUUGGAAUGUCAAAGCUAGCUGAAUGUAGCACAUGUUAUGUUCUGAAGCACACAAAGUAGACUAUCCCACCAACCAAUCAAACAGCAGCAUGGCCAGUCAGAGUGUGUGUGCGUCCCCCUCGCCAUGUUUAGAUGUGUGUGUGUGUGUGUGUGUGAGAGAAUAUCCUUGCCAAAUGCACACCUGGUUGAUAUGUAUGAUGACAAUAGUUAAGCAUCAUAAUGGCACAAAAAGUCAGACAUACAGGACUGGAGAAAGUCUGACUGUUACUUUGGUGGUGAAUAAGUGAAUAUACAUGAGUAAAUUAGAAUAGUAUUGUUGUAAGCUGUGCUGAAUGGAAAGAGUGUCACAAAUUACUUCAACGAUGAAUAUGAAAAAGACAGUUCCAAAAUGGCCUUAUGAAGACGUUUUUAAAGAUGUCUUCUCAGAUUAAAAGGUUGCCCUGA